AUGCCCCUCUUUCGCGCUGUCGUCGCGCCAGGAAGCGCUAUACGCCUUCACGUGCAGCGAACCGGCCUCGCCCCGAGCUUGGUUGCGCGAUACGCGACGGGCUCGCGAGAGUCCAGCACCGGGUCGACAUUAGCUUCGUCAUCGUCGUCUACAUCGUCCUCGUCCACCCCAUCAGUACCAGCGGGAAAUGCGACAAAUCCAGCUGCCCCAGCAACAGCACCUUUACCUCCCACUCCCCGCCUUGGCAGGCUAGAACGCUACGCGCCCUCCCUCGCAGCGCUGUCAACACGCACCGGCGUGCCGCUCCCGUCCCUCGUCCUCUCCUUCUUGGUCCUGCACGAGCUCACCGCCGUCCUCCCCGUCGUGGGCUUCUACUACCUCCUACACUGGCUCGGCGCGGGUGCGGGUGUCGUCGCGUGGCUGGCGGGCAUCGGCUCGUCCUCCUCAGAGUCUGGUUCCGACGCAGCCGUGACGGCCGACGACAUGGCCGCGAUGGAACGCGCGGUGACGCGCGCAGACAGCGCAGGCGACGGGUGGGCGCACACCGUGCAUGAGUGGUAUGACGAGGGUGCCGCGCGCGUGGAGAAGGUCGGCAGGCGCUAUGGUAUCCUCGGGUUCGAGAAGGGGAGUAAGGUCGGCGACCCGGCGGCGGGCGGUGGUGCGGCCGGUGCAGUGGCCGAUGCUGUGGGGGCAUACGUCCUUGUCAAGGCGCUCCUGCCCGCGCGCAUCGGCAUCAGCGUCGCUGCUGCCCCGGCCUUUGCGCGGUUUGCGCUCAACCCCAUCCAGCGCGCCUUCUCGCGCUUCAAACGUCGAUAG
This is a messenger RNA of Apiotrichum porosum, 816 nucleotides long. RefSeq lists its product as uncharacterized. Bases 1 to 816 code for a protein of 271 amino acids. Lineage: Eukaryota; Fungi; Basidiomycota; Tremellomycetes; Trichosporonales; Trichosporonaceae. The record is from RefSeq and is a predicted model, not a curated record. The transcript has 2 exons. Gene Ontology annotation, cellular component: mitochondrion.